Molecule: messenger RNA, 1360 nt
Organism: Oncorhynchus kisutch (coho salmon)
Lineage: Eukaryota; Metazoa; Chordata; Actinopteri; Salmoniformes; Salmonidae
Gene: guca1d
Product: guanylate cyclase activator 1d
Exons: 4
Coding region: 104-661 (185 amino acids)
Molecular function (GO): calcium sensitive guanylate cyclase activator activity; calcium ion binding
Source: RefSeq, a predicted model, not a curated record
CUACAGGUCAUUGAUCUCAGCCCAGCUUUCCAGUAACCAGUACUCAUCCCUCAGAAGGCUCCAUCGACCAUCCCUCUUCUCAGCCCAGCGCCACCUCUCAGAUAUGGGGAACCACGGCUCUAACCUGGAUGAUAUCCUGGCAGAGGAUAUGCACCACUGGUACAACAAGUUUAUGAAGGAGUCUCCGUCAGGACUCAUCACGCUGUUCGAACUCAAGGGCAUGCUGGGUCUGCAGGGGAUGAACGAGAACGCUACCAGCUACGUGGACCAAGUCUUCUUCACCUUCGACAUGGACGGGGACGGGUACAUAGAUUUUGUAGAGUACAUCGCAGCCAUCAGCCUGAUGCUGAAGGGAGAAAUCAACCAGAAACUCAAGUGGUACUUCAAAUUGUUUGACCAGGACGGCAACGGGAAAAUCGACAAGGAUGAGUUGGAGACAAUAUUCACGGCAAUCCAGGACAUCACGCGGAACCAGGAUGUCACCCCAGAGGAGAUUGUGUCGCUCAUAUUCGAGAAGAUCGACAUCAACGGAGAGGGUGAGCUGACCCUAGAGGAGUUCAUUGAGGGGGCGAAGGGUCACGACGACAUCAUGGAGAUGCUGAAGAAGAUGAUGGACCUCACGCCCGUACUCAUCAUCAUCGUCCAAGGAAUAGUAGUCUGAGAGAGGCCUGGCCAACCACUGCCGUAGCCACUAUGUACACCUGCGUCCGGGGAGAGAGAAGACAGAAAGACUUAAGUCCAUUACAAACAUUUACCCCACAAACUAAUAAUUGUGAGAUUUUCCCGCACAAUGAACCUGAGGGAAUGCGUUACCUGAUGAAACAAGACUGUUGUUCCCCAAUGAGGCUUCUAUGUCACACUGCCAGGUCUGGGGGUGGAGACAAUAUAGUCCGUACAUAGUGGAUCCUAGGAAGAGAAGCAGCUAACAGGGUUCCGAAUAACUAAUUAAUAAAUAGUCCCAGACUGCUGAAGACUGAGGCAUCCAGUCCUAUACUGCAGCCCACUAACCACCCACAGAUGACGGGAUGGAUGAAGGGAGGAUGACAUUGAGAGACCCUUUUUCAACACCAUCACAACAAACAAACUGAAUGACAGAGAACAUUUAAAGGGACAGCUAUGGAGAGCGGUAAAGAUACCAUCUUCACAUUCUACCUGUUUGUGUUUGCUCUCUGACCACUCAGCAAGAUGAACACUUGGAUUCUGAGAGAGAGAGAGAAUUCUCUAUCAUAAAUCAUCACUAUAGGGCCAGGAGUUUUCCUGACCAUUUGACCGCGACAAGGAGAUGCUUUGGGCUUUAAUUAUAGGCUAUGUUCAGGAGUCAGGUCACAUGGUCAGGUAAAGGUCUUGUGUCGAAUCAUCU